AGGCAUUGGACACAAUAAAGACUCAAUAGGAUUAAGUUAUAAAACCUAGCGUUCAUCAGAACCGUCAAUUCUAGGGUUUUAGCUUCUCAAUCUUUCCUUCCCCCGCUCUCUCCCUUCAAGUUCAUCUCCCGAUUUUUCCAAUCAUUUUCCGUCGUAAGUUCUUCAGUUAUGGAGUCCAGAGAAGCAGAUGCCAACUAUGGUGCUCAGGCUGAGCCUCAUGUUAACGACGAUAUACAUCAUAAUCAUGACGAUGGUGAGAGGUCUCAGCCUCGUUCUGGCGAUGGAGCUAGUGCUGGAAAAAUAUUCAUAGGAGGUUUAGCUAGAGAAACAACUUCUGUCCAAUUUGUCAAGCAUUUUGGCAAGUAUGGUGAAAUCACAGAUUCUGUAAUAAUGAAGGAUCGGAGGACCGGUCAACCACGUGGAUUUGGCUUCAUCACUUAUGCAGAUCCUUCUGUAUUGGAUAAAGUCAUUCAGGAUACCCAUGUUAUAAAUGGGAAACAAGUAGAAAUCAAGCGAACAAUACCAAAGGGUGCAAUCGGAUCUAAGGAUUUCAAAACAAAAAAGAUAUUUGUGGGUGGAAUUCCAACAUCCAUUAAUGAAGAUGAGUUCAGAGACUUCUUUUCCAAAUUUGGUGAUGUAACAGAGCACCAAAUAAUGCGUGACCAUUCUUCAAAUCGUUCUCGUGGCUUUGGGUUUGUGACAUUCGAUUCAGAAGAGUCUGUUGAUGAUCUUUUGUCGAAGGGAAACAGAAUUGAGUUUGCUGGAACUCAGGUGGAGAUUAAGAAGGCAGAGCCAAAGAAACCAAAUCUUCCUGCACCCUCCAGACGUUAUAAUGAUUCGAGGUCUUCCCAUGGUGGGGCAUUUGGUGACGAUGCAUAUGGCGGGUAUGAAGGUGGUGGAUUUGGUCCUGCUUCCUAUCGAGCUGGUGCAGGAUAUGGGGCAAGAGCUGGUGGAUAUGGUGGUGGAUAUGGUGGUCCUGAUUUUGGCGGUUAUGGAGGAUAUGGUGCAGGUGCCAUGGGUCCUUACAGGGGAGAUCUCUCGUAUGGAUAUUCUGGCCGUUAUGGCAGUGGUGGCUUCAGUAGAGGAGGUUAUGAGAUGGGCAGUGGUUACGGUGGGCCUGGCGAUGGUUAUGGGGGUUAUGGUGGGUCUGGAUCGGGAAGCGGAUAUGGGGGAGGUUACGAUUCUGCCAUGGGAAGCAGCUAUGGAGGCAGCAGUGGUGGUUCCAUGUAUGGCAGUGGAAGUAGCGGUAGAGGAGGAUUUAGUGGUGGCGGCGCAGCAGCAAAUGGGCGCUAUCAUCCAUAUUCCAGGUAGCAUGGUGUAAGAACAGAUAAAUCCCUCAGAAAACCGCCUUUGCUUGUGCUAGUGCUAGUUUGAUGUAUUCUGUUUAAACAUAUUGAGGUCUCCGUCUUUUACAUUUUUCACUUGUAUGCUUUUUGGUUUGGCAUUAAAUGAUAGGAAACCCGAGCUUUUAUUUGCAGCGAUAAGAGGCACGUCCUGUUAAUUGAUUAUUUACUGCACUCGUAUACAGUGGUGUGGUUAUGGUUAUAUAUGUAUGGAUUAGUUAAACUGCCAUAAAACAAGGAUUCAAGUCUUAGAUUUAGUACUA
This is a messenger RNA of Amaranthus tricolor (Joseph's coat), 1606 nucleotides long. Its product is annotated as heterogeneous nuclear ribonucleoprotein 1. The transcript has 6 exons. Gene Ontology annotation, cellular component: nucleoplasm. Lineage: Eukaryota; Viridiplantae; Streptophyta; Magnoliopsida; Caryophyllales; Amaranthaceae. Gene Ontology annotation, biological process: regulation of gene expression. The record is from RefSeq and is a predicted model, not a curated record. Gene Ontology annotation, molecular function: RNA binding. Bases 169 to 1311 code for a protein of 380 amino acids.